Suncus etruscus (white-toothed pygmy shrew) is the source of this 1573-nucleotide messenger RNA. It is a transcript of the gene PLSCR3, whose product is annotated as phospholipid scramblase 3. Gene Ontology annotation, cellular component: plasma membrane. Gene Ontology annotation, biological process: plasma membrane phospholipid scrambling. Gene Ontology annotation, molecular function: phospholipid scramblase activity. The transcript is spliced from 6 exons. The coding region runs from base 14 to 934 and encodes 306 amino acids. The record is from RefSeq and is a predicted model, not a curated record. Lineage: Eukaryota; Metazoa; Chordata; Mammalia; Eulipotyphla; Soricidae.
CCCAGGGUCCUUCAUGAUUCCUCACCGCUCCCCCACACACACAGGCUACGUGCCCCCCCAAGGCUAUGCCCCUUCGCCUCCACCGCCCUACCCAAUGGCUGGGUACCCGGAGCCAGCUCCUCUCGCGGGGCCCGGGCAAGUGCCAGUGCCUGCCCCUGCCCCUGCCCCUGGCUUUGCUCUCUUCCCCUCGCCCGGACCCGGUGGAGUGCCAGGGCCUGCCGCUGCUGCUGCUCCCGCUGCCUUCUUGCCCCUGCCAGGAGUGCCUCUAGGCCUGGAGUUCCUGGUGCAGGUCGACCAGAUCUUGAUCCACCAGAAAAGAGAGGUAGUGGAGUCCUUGCUAGGCUGGGAAACCUGCAACCGCUAUGAACUGCGCUCCGGGGCUGGGCAGCCCCUGGGCCAGGCUGCCGAGGAGAGCAACUGCUGUGCCCGCCUCUGCUGUGGCCCCAAACGGCCUCUGCGUCUCCGCGUGGUGGAUCCCGGGGACCGGGAGGUGCUGCGUCUGCUCCGUCCUCUCCGCUGCGGCUGCAGCUGCUGCCCAUGUGGCCUCCAGGAGAUGGAAGUCCAGGCUCCACCUGGCACCACCAUCGGACACAUUCUACAGACCUGGCAUCCCUUCCUUCCCAAAUUCUCCAUCCAGGACGCCGAUCGCCAGACUGUCCUCCGAGUAGUGGGUCCCUGCUGGACCUGUGGCUGUGGCACAGAUACCAACUUUGAGGUGAAGACUCCCGAUGAGUCCCGCAGCGUGGGCCGAAUCAGCAAGCAGUGGGGGGGGCUGCUCCGAGAAGCCCUCACAGAUGCAGACGACUUUGGCCUGCAGUUCCCACUGGACCUGGACGUGAGGGUGAAGGCGGUGCUGCUGGGUGCCACCUUCCUCAUAGACUACAUGUUUUUCGAGAACGGAGCCAGCAGUGGGCCCUCUGCCCUUACCAGUUAGAGGCCACCACAGGGUGAGGAGACCAUCACCUCAACUUGAAUUCAAGAUGGCUGACUUUCUUGCCUAGCCUGGCGCCUCUUCAGAGCAGCCCCUUCCCACUAUGGACACCAAAGAGCAGAAAGGGAUGCCUGAGAAACUGGGGGUCUUGCACCCUGUCUCUCCCCUCUUCCUGAACUUCCUUUGCCUUUGGUCUGAUAGAAGGGCAUGCAUGAGGGCCCUUCCUCUGCCACCCCUACCUCUUAAUUCUGGAAGUCCCUCAGCGCACAAGUAUAUCGAAGCUUUCAAAGUUUGCCCACCCACUCACUCCCACCCCUUUUCGGGACAUCAGCGCCAAAGACCUUUGAAAUCCAGGACAUGCUUCUCCAACUGGGCUGGGGAUGAGGGAGGGUAACCGACCAUAAACGAAAGAUGUCACUGUCCCCCCAAACCAGCUUGGCUUCAGCCUCAGAUAGGACCCUCUGAGGCGAUCUCCACAACAACAGCCUAAGCCCCAGCGCCAAUUAGUUUCCCCCAGAGUCCAGCCCAUAGCUGGUGCUUGCUAUAACUUCUUGUGCCUUAACGAUCCCUUCUUUGUCUUGCCCUAGGAAGGGCCUGUAUCUUUAUAUAUUGUAUUGAUAUAAACUUUGUAACUUUUUUUUU